AUGGACGCCGAUACGAAAGAGUUGACGCCCAUGGAGUCAGCCAGGUGGGAUGUCUCCGGGGACCGGUCACCUUUUCCGGAGGUGCAGGCUUGUGUGUCGACGGGUGAUGAUGUGGAGUUGGAGGUCAAUACGUUCCGAAUGUGGUUCCUGACGACAAUUUUCGUGAUACUGUUUUCGGGAGUCAACGUAUUUUUCUCACUACGCUAUCCAAGUCUGUCACUCAACUACGUUGUGGCCCAACUCCUCGUAUUCCCCAUUGGGCGGCUAUGGGAGCGACUUCCUACGUGGAGGGUCGGUUUUGGACGAUGGAGGUUCAGGAUAAAUCCCGGACGUUUUCACGUUAAAGAACACGCCAUCAUCGUGAUAUGCGUAAAUCUGACGAACAGUACGGCUUAUGGUAUGAACUCGCUGGUCGCCAUGACUUCGAAGGAGUAUUGGGGAUUGGACUAUGGGGCUGGUUUCGGAGUGUUGUAUAUUUUUACCAGUCAGGUUCUUGGGUUUGGGCUGGCGGGUCUUGCACGGCGGUGGAUCGUGUAUCCUGGCGCCAUGAUCUGGCCGUCUUCACUCGCUUCGACUGUUCUGUUUCGCGCUCUACACGAGCCUCAGAAUCGGAAUCCUGCAAAUGGAUGGGUAGUAACACGUUAUCGAUUCUUCCUCUACGUCGUCGCAGGGAGUUUUCUCUGGUACUGGUUCCCAGAUUAUAUUUGGACAGGCCUCUCUUCAUUUGCCUUUUUCACUUGGAUAUGGCCGAAUAAUCAGAAAGUCAACGCGUUGUUUGGGAUGAGCAGCGGUCUUGGUCUCCUUCCGAUUUCGUUCGACUGGACGGUGAUCAGCUAUGCUGGCCAGCCGCUGACGACGCCCUUCUGGGUGACGGCGAACUCGUUCGCGUCGGUAGCAUUAUUUUAUUUCGUUGUUGCUCCUAUCGUACGUAUUUCAUUCUUAUCUGUCUGGACCCAGUGUGUUCUUCCGCUCCUCUCGAGCUCGACAUUCGACAACACGGGAGCAUCUUACAACGUCAGCAAAGUCGUCAAUUCAGAUCUGUCGUUCAACCUCGAGAAUUAUAAAGCGUAUUCUCCAAUGUAUAUCGCUAUGACCUACUCGAUCUCGUACGGGCUUAAUUUCGCCGCUAUCACUGCCAUUCUGAUACAUACCUAUCUGUACAACGGGGCUGAAAUAUGGGCGAAGUUUCGAAAUCCUGCGAGUGGUGGCGAGGACAUCCAUAAGCGGCUUAUGAGCAAGUAUAAGAACGUCCCAGAGUGGUGGUAUAUGGUCCUGACUGUGGUCACCCUCGGCUUGGGUAUCUUUACUACACGAUACUGGGACACACAGUUGCCUGUGUGGGGCUUCAUCGUCGUGGCCUGGGGUAUCGGCGUAGUGAUGAUGGUGCCGGAAGGGAUAUUGGAGGGCGCUACGAACCAGAGGAUAUAUCUUAAUAUCAUCACGGAACUCAUCGCGGGAUAUAUAUGGCCUGGGAAGCCACUUGCAAAUAUGAUGGUCAAAAUCUACGGAUAUAAUAUGGUCAAACAUGGCAUGGACUUUGCGCAAGAUCUCAAGCUCGGCCAGCCCACGACUCCUUACAGGAAAGUUAGCCCUCGGAUUCUCUUCUGGGCGCAAAUAUACUCCUCAAUUCUGUCAUGUAUUACUCAAGUUGGAGUCUUCCGGUGGAUGCUCGGGAACAUAGAGGACUUAUGUAGUCCGACAAACAAGAAUCGGUUCACGUGUGCUGGGACGAAGGUGGUUUACAAUGCGAGUAUUAUAUGGGGGACGAUUGGACCACAAAGGCUGUUUCAGAGGGGGCAGACGUAUACGCAGUUGCCGUGGUUCUUCCUCAUCGGCCCCGCGCUGGUCGUCAUCUUCUACUUUUUAUAUAAACGCUAUCCCAAGAGCUGGCUGCGUUAUGUCCAUCUGCCUAUCUUUUUCUUUUCUUCUAUAGCUCCAGCGAACACUACACAAUUUUCGCUCUGGUUCAUCACUGGCUUUGUAUUCAAUUACUACAUCCGUCGACGCGCCUUCGCAUGGUGGAAGCGUUACAACUACCUCCUUUCCGCCGGACUCGACACCGGUGUAGCCUUCGCCACCAUCAUCAUAUUCUUCGCUCUCUCCUACAACAAAAUCUCCUUUGACUGGUGGGGUAAUACUAUCGAGACAAUGGACACAAAGUCGACACCUUGGAAAAAGGUUAUUAAAGGACAGCAUUUUGGGCCUGGAUCUGGGGAGUUCUGA
This is a messenger RNA of Stereum hirsutum FP-91666 SS1, 2223 nucleotides long. RefSeq names its product OPT oligopeptide transporter. Lineage: Eukaryota; Fungi; Basidiomycota; Agaricomycetes; Russulales; Stereaceae. Gene Ontology annotation, biological process: transmembrane transport. The transcript has 26 exons. The coding region runs from base 1 to 2223 and encodes 740 amino acids. The record is from RefSeq and is a predicted model, not a curated record. Gene Ontology annotation, molecular function: oligopeptide transmembrane transporter activity.